Helicoverpa zea (corn earworm) is the source of this 1423-nucleotide messenger RNA. RefSeq names its product sulfotransferase 1C4-like. The transcript is spliced from 7 exons. The record is from RefSeq and is a predicted model, not a curated record. Lineage: Eukaryota; Metazoa; Arthropoda; Insecta; Lepidoptera; Noctuidae. Gene Ontology annotation, biological process: sulfation. Gene Ontology annotation, cellular component: cytoplasm. Gene Ontology annotation, molecular function: sulfotransferase activity. Bases 157 to 1191 code for a protein of 344 amino acids.
CCAUUGAUUCGAAUCUCGCAGUAACGCCGACGCAGUCGCAGGCGCAACUUGUAUUCUGUGAUAUUACGUUCUGCUGUUUUAAUACGCGUAAAUAAAAUAAUUCUUAGUUUUAAUUUUAUACAGACAGCGUCGUUGUAAACAUAAGAAAGUGUCAAAAUGGAACCAGAUAACCAGUUUCCUUUGGAGAUCGAAGAUGUAGAACCAGGUUUGACAAAGAAAUUGUUGGAAUACUUUACUGGAGAGAUGACCGGCUUCGUGCGUGUUGGCCCAAAGAAAUAUUUCUUCCCGCAAAAGUACAAGCAAGAGGCUGCAAACAUUUACAACAUGCCGAUCAGACCAACUGAUGUUUUUGUCACAAGUUAUCCACGAUCAGGAACAACAUGGACUCAGGAGUUGGUUUGGAUGGUGGCAAAUGAUUUGGAUUACGAGAAGUCUAGCUCCAUACCACUGACAGAACGUUAUCCUUUCUUAGAAUUUUCAAUUUGCGUGCAUCCAGAAAACAAAAAGAAGUUCAUAGAAGAGAACAGUGACAGUAAAGACAAAUUGGAGUUACUGGAGAUGGUUUGUCAACCAGGGACUGAGCAACUAGCCAACACUCCUUCGCCGAGGUUCAUUAAAUCCCACAUGCCUUUAUCUCUGUUGCCCCCAAGUUUACUCGACACAGCGAAGAUGGUGUACGUGGCUCGGGACCCUAGGGAUGUCGUUGUGUCGUUCUACCAUUUGAACAGACUUAUGAGGACCCAGGGUUAUGUAGGCGACUUCAAAACAUUUUGGGACUUCUUCAGAAAGGGCCUGCAUCACUGGACACCAUUCUUCGAGCAUCUCAAAGAAGCUUGGGAAAAGAGAGAUCACCCGAAUAUGCUGUUCCUCUUUUAUGAAGAGCUAUCCAGGGACCUGCCUGCCUCCGUGCGCCGUGUAGCGAAGUUCUUCGAUAAGCAGUUCACGGAUGAUCAGAUAGAUCUGCUGUGCAAACACCUCAGCAUCGACAACUUCAAGAACAACAAGUCUGUCAAUUAUGACGUCAUGAAAGUGCUCGGUAUCUUGGUGCCUGGAGAACAGUCUUUUAUCAGAAAAGGUAAGGCAGGAGGUUGGCGUGACUACUUCGACGACGAGAUGACGCAGCAAGCGGAGAAGUGGAUAGAGGACAACCUCAGGGACACAGACCUGCGAUUCCCUCACAUGCAACAUUAAAUUAAUUAGAUUAGAAAGAAAAGAACAUAAAAGGGUGAUAAACAUUUAUUUCAGUAAUAUACUAUGUUCCAGUUUUCUUUGUAACACCAUAUUUUAAGUAUACAUGGAUUGAAAAUUUAAUAAGAAAGCACUAGCAAUAAGUAAACAAUUAAUUCCAAUCAUGUUUCAAUAAUAUUCACUGUGUCCGGUGUAAUAAAAAAUAUUUAUUCAUAAAUAAAACAAUGUCUCAGUC